Messenger RNA from Pecten maximus, 9649 nucleotides. Its product is annotated as myosin-2 heavy chain-like. NCBI's taxonomy places the organism in Eukaryota, Metazoa, Mollusca, Bivalvia, Pectinida, Pectinidae. The transcript has 33 exons. The record is from RefSeq and is a predicted model, not a curated record. The coding region runs from base 175 to 4887 and encodes 1570 amino acids.
UAUUGGAUACUAGAUUGUUUGAAAAUGGCGACCUCCGGCGGCGCACCUGAGCUCGUGGAUUUUAUUUUGCGUUGAAAGAUGCGCAUACAGCGCAAUAUGGUGGUACCAUAACUCCUGACAUUAUGGUGUUUCGUGUCUAUUGAGUUUCUUUGGAUUUUCGUGUAAAGUGGAAGAAUGGCAUCGUCAGAAACACCCGAAGCGAUGGAGCUGGAGAGUCCAGAAGAUAUCCGGAAGGAGAUUGAUCAGAAACUGGAGGAGGAUGGCGUGUCACAAAUUGACUGUACUGAUGAGGAUAAACUCCUAUUGGUGUGGAAACUUUACCAGAACACUGAGGCUACUCUGCAAACAGCAAUUGAAAAUGAAGAAAAGUUGAAACUUGCUCAGACGGCAGAAAUGCAAGAAGUUGAAAACUAUGUUGAACACAUACGCCACCUAUCAGAUGAAAGAGAGGCUCUUAUUCAAGAACUAGAAACCGAGAAUGAUCAACUGAAAGGAGACAUAACACAGUUGAGGCAUGACCAGAAUGUGGAAGCAGUGCAAAAUGAAACAGCGGAAAUGUUGAUUCAGCAAGGCCUGGACGAUAUUGCGAUGGUCUCGACCAGUGAACAGAUUGCGUUUCUCCUCGUUGAGCGAGCGCGACUUCUUGAUGAGUUGGAAGCUGAACAAAGUAGAACAUUAUCUCCCAUGGAAGCUUUAGCUAUUACAGACGGCAGUGCUGUGACAGAUGACAAUGCUUCUGAGGAUGUUUUGAAACGAACUCUUGAAACGGAACGAAACGAACAUGAGGAGGAAUUGAUUCAAGCAAGAGAAAGUAUUCGCUCACUGAAGACGAACUAUGAGGAAGAAAUUAAUGGGCUUAUGGAUGAAAACAAUAAAUUAGAGGAUGAACUUGUGCAGACAAAAGAAAAGUUGGUUGACAGCGAGAAAGAAAAUACAGUGCUGAAAGACGAACUACACCAGAUGAAGUCAGAUUCAGUGGAAUACUUUUCAGAUUCACGAGCAUCAACUCCUCGAGUUGGACGUCCACCGAGUCCCGGUCGCAUGCCUAAUGAUGUGGCCCUCCGAAACAUCAUCCAGGAAAAGACUAAGCUUGAGGGAGAACUCCUGACACUCAAAUCUCAAAUCCGGACAUUGGAAACGGCUAACGAGGAAAUAUCUCAAAAGUUGAAGGGUGUUGAGGAGGAGUUGGGAAAGACACAGAGUCUGUAUCAACAACUACAGAUGAAAAACAGAAGUCUUAAAUCAGAAAUAGAGGAGGCAGAACAACAGCUGGACGAAGCCGAGAGUAACAUUGAUGAGCUAUCAGUAGAUAGGGAAAAAAUGAAAGAAAGUCUGAAUUCUACAGAAAAUGAAAUGAAAACACUUAGAGCUGAACUCCAGGCCUCCAGCAGCUUAAAGGAAAUUGUAGAUAUUCUGUCUUCAGAAAAGGGCCAGUUAACAGAAGAACUUGGAACGUUAAAAAAGGAAUUUGACGAAGUCUGUAUUGAGAAGGAAGAAUUAGCCGAGGAAAAGUUAAUGAUGAGUAAGAGUGAAAUUGAGCUUACUAAUCAGCUACAUACUUUGAAGUUUGAACUUGGAAAUACUGCUGAUCAAAGUGAAUUUCAAAAACAGUCUGACGAACUUUCACGGACAUUAGGAUUAUUAGAUAGCGCAGCCACAGAACUGGAAAGUUUAAAAAGUAACACUGAUAUUCUAACAAAGGAAAACAAGGAGCUGCUUAAUCGGCUUGAGGUGGCAAAUGAGGAACUCGAGACUCUAAAACGCGAAGGACAGGAAGUGGCUAAACAAGACCCAAAUGUUAUUAUAUUGGCCCAUGUCAAGGAUCAGAACCAAAAACUGUCUAAAGAAGUUAACAUGCUAAGUACUGAUUUAGAGCACAGCAAGAAAGUGGAAGGCGAUUUGAAUCAAAAGCUGGAUGAUUUACAGCACCAACAUGAUGAGGCCAAUGACAGGUAUAACAGAGAGGUAGAAGAUUUGAAGUCAAAGCUCCAGCUAACUUUCACUGAGCUAGGUAAAUCAAAAACUCUUUUGGAGGAACAGUAUGAACAGAAUAGUGAACUACAGGACCAGCUGCAGGAACUGGAGCGCACUCUUAAUGAAACAUGUCAGACGAAAAAUGUCAUAGAGACUAAAGCAAACGAGGCCAACCAUCUCAGCCAGCAAAUCAGUGAGCUGGAGCACCAACUGUUAGAGAAAGGCACAUUUGAACAAAUGUUUGAAGAAAAGAAAGACGAAAUAUCAUUAUUAGAAAAAGAAUUGGAUGAGUUGGAUGGGUUGAAAUGUGAACUGGAGGAUACACGAGAUCAGCUAGAGAAAGAACACAGUAUUCGUUUAAAAAUGGAGUCUACCAUACAUGAGUUAGAACAGAUUAUUGAUGACCAGAAAAUGGAUCAUGAUAAUUUACAGCAAAGUCUGAAUGCUAAGUUAAAAACUUAUGAAAACCGUGUGAAGGCAUUACAAGAUGAUUUAUUUUCUGCCCAAGAUGAGAUUCAAACGAUGCAGGAUGUUCAUGAAAAGGAGCUACUGAAGGUGAAGGCCACGACCGUUGACCUUCAGGAGAGAAUGCAGGCGGAGAGAGGUCAAAGUCUUCAGGCUGAGGUCAACAGUGCUAAUCAAAGGAUUGAUGCUCAAAAAAUAGAGAAUCUUGAGCGACAGAUAGAAACGUUGAAGAUCCGUCUUGCGGAAUCAAACAAAGAACUGGAGUCAGUGACACGUGAGAAAAGUGCGAAAGAUCACGAGAUCAAGGUGCUAAACGAGUCUGUUAAACAGAACGAGAUCGACGGCCGAACUGUGAAUACCCUUAAGAAGGAACUGACCACUGCCCAGAGAGAACUUGAGCACUUACGUCUGUCCACAAAGUAUAGUGAAGACGAGAGACAGCGACACAUGGACAAAAUCCACUCCGUGGAGGAUUUCUCUAAACAGUUGGAACUGGACAAUAGGGAGAUAGCUAGUAAAUUGUCAGAUUCAACCGCAAAAGUGAGGAACCUAGAGGAUCAGCUUAAGAGAGACAAACAACGCAAUUCAGACAAACAGUAUCAGAGUAGCCUCCAUGUAACACAGGUAGAGAAAGACUUGGAGGAUAGCACCAAACAAAAUAGACAACUCCGCGACGACCUCCAGAAGAAACAGACUUACGUGAUGAGGCUUGAGGCAGACGCCAUAGGCAAUGCUGCAAAGUAUGAGAGUACGAUAGCGAGGCUGGAGACAGAACUCGGAGACAUGAAGGCGUAUCACAAGAAGGAAGUAGAAAGUACACAAGACAGACUGGACGCAGCCAACAGGGAGCUGGGUCACCUCAGGGAACAGCUCAGGGACAAAGAACAGGAGACCAGUAACCACUUACAGGAAGUGAGCCGUUCGAAGGGUGCAACAGAUCGCCUCGAGGCUCAACUUCAGACAGAGAUCAAAAUACGCACAGAUAUGGAAAACCGCAACACAGCUCUCGACCAGGAGGUUAGCAAGAUCCUGAGAUCUAGGAAUGUGUGGACACAGGUGAGGACACUUAUGGAAAAGAAUGCGUCGCUGGAAGCCAGCAAACGAAGCCUGGAGGAUGAACUGGAGCGGAAAAGAUCAACAACUCGUCAGUCGGAGACUUCUUUUGCUCACUCUGCAGCCUCCCAGGAAGUUGCCAUGAAAUCGCUUAACUCACGUGCAGACCUUGCAGAGAAACGGGUGUUUGUCCCAAAAGCUCACAUAUUCGUUGAUAAAGCGGAGAAACUGCAGCAAGAAUUCAACGAUGUGUCUUUUAAACUUCGCUCUGUAGAACACCAGCUAUCUCAGGCUGAUGAUCUAAAACACACACUCAUGGACAAAAAAGAGCAAAUUUCACAGCUUCGAAAUCAGCUUGAAGCGGAAAAAUUACAAAGAACUCUACUAGAUCAAACUGUUUCUGAAUUGAAACACCAAGUACAACUCCUAAAACAAAGGGAAUCUAAGGUAUCAGAGCAAAAUCGGGAGCUCCAACACACGAUUCUUGAUCUCGAAUCAAAAAUGGAGGACAUGGCCGAUCGAAACCAGACUUCACUGGAAAUGGAUUCAAAUGCUUAUUUAGGCAACUCCUGGGAAUCCAAGCAGCAACAUUUGUCCGACGUUGGUAAGCGCUCGCUGAUGGAUCAGAUCACACGACUACAAAAAGAGGUGAAAGACCUUCAGUACGAACUUCUUACUGUUAAUGAGCGGCGAGAAAUUCAGGAGAGGAAGUAUGAGGACCGAAAAAUGAAAACGAAGCACAAACUUAUGAGAGCAAGCUCGGUUUCCCCGGGUGAUCUCAUUCGUGUUUGUAUGAAAGAAUUUUAUGCGAAAGAAAGAAACAGAAUGACAGAACAGAUGACUCGAAUGGAUGAAGAUUUGUCCCUAACAAGGUCAACGUUAAGAAAGGAGCUUGACUGGAAAGAAAAGAUAGAUAAAAAUUAUCAACAAUUACUUCAUGAAAAACGCGAUCUUUUAUCACGGCUAGCCGACCAGGACGAGACGUUGAGAGAGAAGGGCCGUUCAGUAUCCACAUUACAAGUCCGCGCCAAGUACCUGGAGGACGAGAAUUCACGGUUACUGGAUCGCAUCGAGCUUAUCAGUCAGCAAAAGCUUGGCAUCGAUAAAGUGCUCAAAGACUUCAAACUUGGACAAGACAGGGAGUUAACACGGUCUCUGGUCAUUUCCCCGGACAGUCAGCAUCCUCACAGCUUGACCGGUGGAACGAGUGGCCUUGGUAACAGUGUGGACUCAAGCUGGGCCAACGAUUUCCGUGAUCAUAAUGUACUACCCUUCCGGACGCAAACCUCAAAUGUCGACUCUUACCUCAACCGAAAUUAUCCAAGCGGCACCGUGGAUUUGUACCGAGCCGAGACAGGGAGCGAGGAUUCAUACAGCCACGAGUUUGAUGCGUAGUUCAAAGAUUCAUUAGUUUUUUUUUUAAUUUAAGCUAGGAAAGUUCAUUAAUAGAAAUCCAUGUGCAUGCAAGAGGUAUUCAUUUCAUGCUGCAAGACAACGAUUAUUUGUUUGUGCAAUUUUUCCAACGACUUAUUCACGAGAGUUUGAAUUUUCGAAAUGAAGGAAUACCAUUUCCAUUGUUUGAGUCCGGUAUAGUUGUGUCAGUCGUUGUCUCUCGUCAUCAAUCAACGUAAAAUAUAAGACGUUAAUAGUACUACUAAUAUCAUAUAAACAUUAUCAUAGGAUCAUUCAUCAUAGAUAUACGAGUGUUUAUCAUGGGUAUAUAUGAGAGAAAGGUCAAAGAAUAUGAGAACUGAUAUGAGUAAAUCUGACCACCACUUAGACUGUCCUUUAACUAGACAAUAUUGAAGGUGUAUGUUGGUUGUUUGUUUUUAUUAUUAUUUACAAAUCUAGCCGAUCUGGCUGUGAUCGAUUCGCCGAUAUUGGCAAUGAUUUAUUGUUUUGAUAUCGUAUAAUUUUAUUCCAUAAAUAAGAUACUCAUACAGUUUUAAUAUUUAAAUAUUUAUCAUGAUUUGUGUUGUUCUGUGUGACCGACACGUACGAUUCCAUCCAUAAACAGUUGAUGUAGUUAUUAUUGAACGCACCGAGGAGAUCUCAUGAUAAAAAAUUCCAUUCCAGAUGACAUGCCUGCCAACAUUUGAGCUGUAGGGCAGAUAAUUGUUUUUAUAAUUAGUGAUUUUAUUAUUAAUAUCAUAAUCAAUAUACUGGAUCCCCGUCCAAAACAUAAGUGUUUUAAUCAUUUACAUUAUAAUCAAUAUACUAAGUCGCCGUCCAAGACAUAAAUGAUUGACUGUUUGCCCCAUGUGAGCCAAAAUAUUUCCCACUUUCUCCAAAGACUGGUAAAAUACAUUAUUUUGCUUCUAAACCAAAACGUCUCCAUUGUAUUCUGCUUUCCGUUGAAUUUUGGAACACUUUUUCAGCGACAUUUUUGCCUGAACUUUUUUUUUAAUUAUAUAUCUUUUUUUCACGUGAUAAAUAAUAAACCUUUAAUAUAAUUAAAGUGAAUAUGUGUCAAAGAGCACAUCAAUGGAGUAAGUGGGGAUGUAUUUAGUGAAUUUACCUGGCUUUAUAGUCAAUCCAUCCUUUAGCAGUAUGUACUAGUCAAUUAUAGAAGAUAAUUCCAUCCAAUUACAUCAAUUACAGUUACUGUAUAUAUGUAUAUUUCAGUUCAAAAUUGUUUAUGGGAGAAAUGAUAUGUUUUUACCGUAUGAACUUCAUAUGACAUCUGACACCAAUCGGGAUAAAACCUGUGCCAAGUAAUUUUACAUGUCGCUGACCCGUUCAAUUUGUUAAAACACCUAUUUUUUUUAUUCGCUUCUAAUUAGAAUUGAUUCGGCACAGGAAUAACGAAUGAUGUAUGUCGAGUUUGGCGAUAACAUAUAGGAUAAGAACCGGUUUUGUAUUUAAAGUUAUUAGUUUGAUACGAAUUAUGGAAAUCAGAAUUAUAUCUAAUGGAAUGUUUAUCUAUCAAUCAGCAUGUUGAAUGAUAAAGAUUUUGUUGUUGUUGACAUUUUCAAUAGAAUUAUUUGUUAAGAGUUAAAAACAGCUGGAUUAAUGCUUCAAAAAGUAUUUGCUUUCUUCCAAUCAUACACAUGUACACAUACAGAUGCAUUAAAGUCCUACCAUAUCAAUAUAAGUUUGUAUUUAACUAAAUUACGUAUUUCCAAUAUUAACCUACCAUAUUUCGCUGAUAUACCCCUUCCAUUCUUGUACACCUGUACAGAAUAAUGGUAUACGUACUAGAAAGUACAGUUGUUUCGAGUUUUUUCGUCCUAUUAACACGGCUUCGAUAACAGUAAUAAUGCCCAGUUCUUCUAAUAUAUUUUCAAAAAAUUGCAUCACAUAACACCUGUUUUAUACAAAUUGUCAUUGAACCUGUACAGUUUCUCUUCAUGAGAAUAUGAAAAGACGAAGAAGAUGAUAAGAUAAUAAUCGAAAUAUUUCAACAGUAGACAGAGUAUUUGUACAUGUGGUGUUGCAUAACCCGGGUUAGUUUCGUAACAAAAGGGAUCACUGGAACUGAUUUGGUUCAUGAAUUAAAGCUCACAAAUAUUAAUCCUUCUGGAAGACGGGUUUCAUGCAAUUCCCAUGAACAACCUUAUGUUAAAAUACCCAUGUUGCAGAAAUGUAAAACGUCAAUGUCCACUGCAGCUGAUAUAAGAAGUAUAUGUUUGUUACUGAUCGAAGUACAUUCAGUAAGAAUGUGUUCUCUCUGGUAGGUUAAUUAUCUGGAAGUACAACAAAUUCUUUAAAAAUUGUAGUUUAGUCGUAAUUUUAUAUCCCCUCUCAUCUCUUUACGGUAUCUAUAUCGUUCCAAUAUUUUUGUAGAUAGGCCUAUCGGGCCUCUUCUUGUAGACAGCUCUGGAAAGGUAAUACGGUUGUAUAGAGAUGCAGGAAGUUAAUUAUAAAAAAAAACUUUUUUUUGAAAACUAGUGAUCUCUAGCUUAGUAUCUUUGUUUCCACUCUAGAUUUAAUAGUUACUAGUUAUACUAAAAUUUGAUGAUUAUUGUAAACGAUCCUAUUUUGGCGAGUUCAAAUUUUAGCGCAAAAGCCAAUCAAAACGAAUUAACGGAAUGAUAAAUUAGCGGACCGAUAAUGCUGGUUAGAUCAACAAUGAAUAUAACUACCAUUAGCGCUAUCACAAUAUCUAGCAGAACGAACAACGCUAACAUGAUAUUACCGCUGAAAUAUGAUCGUUUACAUUUUAUGAUAGGAUUUUUAUACAUCUAAGUAUGUUAUCGAUAUAUUCAUUUUCACAUGUGUAGAAAAAACCCUCACUAUUUUUAUUUUUGUCAGCGACCAUGUGAAUAAAAUCUUCAGACUUUGUUCCUGGUGUUAAAAUAGGUCAUUUUACCCGUGUAACACUAACGGACGGAAUCAUGUUAUGUUUUCUGCUAGGAGGGAGCAAACUUGAUCAAACAAAACUGUUAAGGGGACUUACAAAUUACGUAAUGAAGAAAGAAACGCUCUGGAAAAAAUGCAAUUACUUUUUUGAAACAUGUAUCCGGCUGUUCAGCAUUAUUUUCAUAUUCUAUGUAAAAUCAUUUUUUGUUACAAAGUUCGCAUUGUUGUGGUGUUCACUGCUGUGUUAAUUUUCAGUGUCAUUCCGGUAAAAUUGCACUGCCAAGAAAAUUUCGCAAACUAUUAGAAGUCCAGAAAGAAAUCAUUACAAUGGUUUUUACACGAGACGUUGCAUGAACAGACCCUUUGGCAUCACACUUCCAUGGAUGUGUAGGAUAUUGUAUGCGAGAUUAUCCAAUCUGUAUCAAAUCUAUGCAAUUCUCUAACUGAGCAUCAUUUAUUUGUUUAUAUUUGCUCACGAUAGUUUGAAAAACUGCCAUAGCUGUAAUAAGGUAUUGGUAACGCUAAGGAAUUAACUUAAAACAUUUAAAAAAAAUUAUGUGUCAUUGCGAAACAUAAAUCUUACCAAUGUCCUGUUCCGUACAAAACUAACAUUAAGUACAAUAAGCCAACAAAAAGACAGCAUCACGGGAGACUAUUUGAAUUUAUUUCUGUUCUGUCGAGUAACCGCUUAGUAAGAGGCCACCAGUCAAAUUUAAAACACUUGGCUAUGAUACACCUGAUAUGUACCGUCUGUUCAAAUUAACAUACUUUUAAACAUAUGCCUUUUUUAAAUGUCAUACUAGGUGUUUUUUAGUGUUUUAUAAAGUACAAUGUCAUGUCGCAUAUAAUUAUGUAAAAGUAAUAAAAGAUUCUCUUUUUUGUAUUGGACCUUUAAAGAUAGACUGUGAUAUAUUCUUUUAACAUUCUGUAUUGUUUUUAUAUUGACAUCCAUCCAUUAAAUCAUUAUCUGUCUCGUUCUUUACAUGUAAUUUAUAUUUAAUUGACUUAUACGUUUUAAUUAAAUUUUACUCAUUAUUGACAUCUACGUGAAAUGAAAUGGGUAUUGCUUGUGUCUAUUGUUAUCAUUUGUGAUAGGUAUUCCCUAUUAGUUAACUUGAUUUUUUUUAAAUAGUAUAUAUAUAUAUUGUAAAUUGUUGCGUAGUUUUUCACAUAUCAUUAGACCACUGGAUAACAUAUUUGUUAAGUAUUGUCUAACAAAGCAAUGAAUAUUUUCUUAAUGUACGGAUAGUACGGUUAUAGUAAAAGUACGGUUAUAUUAAGGCCCUCCCAAUCUGUGAAAACUCCCUAAAGUGCUUGUUUCAAAUCGUACGAAUUGUUUCACCGGUCAUAAAUGAUUUAUCUUUGAGGCAUAUAAUUGUUUUUCAGCGGGUUUUAAAAUGCCAAGUUUGAUAAUACAACAACACUGCUGCAGGUAAUAAUUUUGUUCAAUUUUAGUAAUUAAUUGAAUAUGCCUAUUUUUCGUCAUAUGUAAUAAUAUAAUUAAUACAUUUGUUUUAGAUUUCAAAUACAUUUAGUAACCAGGCCAAUGUCAUCCUUUAUUCAUAUCAAAUUAAUAUUAUUAAUGUUCAGCGCUGAUUCAUUGCCAUUGAAUAUGACUGAAGAAUAAACGAUAUUUAUAUGUGUGUAAAGUAUGCUUGUGUAAUGGAUGUACAAUAAAUACCAAAAUAAGAUUUAUUAAUAUAUUUUUUGAUGCAUUCCAUAUUAAUCAUUUUGGUAUUUUUUCUUUAUACAUUAUAUCAUUGCAUAUUUAUACAAGUCGCAUGCUGAUAUGAAAGUAAAUGAUGUUUUAAUACAAAUCAAACAAUAAAAAAAUCCUUGCGAAAUAGAAUACGUA